ACCGGGUCGGGUUUAUUCUCCCUUUUCAAAACACCCAUUUCCACAAAUCUUCCAUUUCCAGUUUUCCACACCUUCUCCUUCAAACCUUCCUCACUCGCAAUCCAUUUUUGCUCUGUCGAAUCGCCGUCGUUGACUCCGAUCACCGGCAGCAGAGAUGAGCGGACACGAUUCAAAGUACUUCUCCACCACUAAAAAAGGCGAAAUCCCUGAGCUUAAAGAAGAACUCAAUUCACAGUACAAGGAUAAGAGAAAGGAUGCUGUUAAGAAGGUGAUUGCUGCCAUGACUGUUGGGAAGGAUGUCUCCUCACUAUUCACAGAUGUCCUGAACUGUAUGCAGACAGAAAAUUUGGAGCUCAAAAAGCUUGUGUACCUGUAUCUCAUCAAUUACGCUAAAAGUCAGCCUGAUCUGGCUAUACUUGCAGUCAAUACAUUUGUAAAGGAUACCCAAGACCCAAAUCCUCUGAUUCGCGCGUUAGCUGUUCGAACGAUGGGAUGCAUCCGAGUCGAUAAAAUUACAGAAUAUCUUUGUGAUCCCCUUGAGAGGUGUCUUAAGGAUGAUGAUCCUUAUGUUCGAAAGACAGCUGCUAUUUGUGUUGCUAAACUUUACGACAUUAAUGCCGAGUUAGUUGAAGACAGAGGCUUUCUGGACGGUCUUAAGGAUUUGAUAUCCGACAAUAACCCUAUGGUUGUAGCAAAUGCUGUUGCAGCUCUUGCGGAAAUUCAAGAUAACAGCAGUAAACCCAUCUUUGAGAUCACCAGCAAUACACUUACAAAGCUCCUUACUGCUCUGAACGAAUGCACUGAGUGGGGUCAAGUUUUCAUAUUGGAUGCUCUUUCUAAGUACAAGGCAGCCGAUGCUCGUGAAGCUGAAAAUAUUGUAGAGAGAGUCACUCCUAGACUACAACAUGCAAAUUCUGCUGUUGUUCUUUCAGCUGUUAAGAUGAUCCUUCAACAAAUGGAACUCAUCACCAGUCCAGACGUGAUUCGGAACCUUUGCAAGAAAAUGGCUCCUCCUCUUGUAACAUUACUUUCCGCCGAACCUGAGAUUCAAUACGUUGCAUUAAGGAACAUCAACCUUAUUGUACAAAGGCGUCCCACGAUCCUUGCCCAUGAAAUUAAGGUGUUCUUCUGCAAGUACAAUGAUCCGAUUUACGUGAAGAUGGAAAAGUUGGAGAUCAUGAUAAAGCUUGCUUCAGAUAGAAAUAUUGACCAGGUAUUGUUGGAGUUUAAAGAAUAUGCUACAGAAGUAGAUGUCGAUUUUGUAAGAAAAGCUGUCCGUGCUAUUGGGCGUUGUGCUAUCAAGUUAGAGAGAGCUGCGGAACGUUGCAUUAGUGUUCUUCUAGAGCUGAUCAAAAUUAAAGUAAAUUAUGUCGUGCAAGAAGCUAUUAUAGUCAUUAAGGAUAUAUUUAGACGAUAUCCCAACACUUAUGAAUCUAUCAUUGCCACACUUUGUGAGAGUUUGGACACUUUGGAUGAGCCAGAGGCCAAGGCAUCAAUGAUUUGGAUAAUCGGUGAAUAUGCUGAAAGAAUUGAUAAUGCCGACGAACUUCUUGAAAGCUUUCUGGAGAGUUUCCCUGAAGAACCAGCGCAAGUGCAAUUGCAGUUGUUGACUGCCACAGUCAAACUUUUUCUAAAAAAGCCAACUGAAGGACCACAGCAAAUGAUACAGGUUGUUUUGAAUAAUGCCACCGUGGAAACCGACAAUCCAGAUCUACGAGAUCGUGCAUACAUAUAUUGGCGCCUUCUGUCAACCGAUCCAGAGGCUGCCAAAGAUGUCGUUUUAGCCGAAAAACCGGUGAUCAGUGAUGAUUCAAACCAAUACGAUUCAUCUCUUCUAGACGAGCUUCUUGCAAAUAUUGCUACUUUGUCUUCUGUGUAUCACAAACCGCCUGAAACAUUCAUAACCCGUGUGAGGACUGUUCAAAGAACCGAAGAAGAAGAGUUCCCCGACGGUAUUGAAGGCGCGUAUGCCGAAACAUCAUCUACAUUGGUUGUCGAUGGUGUUGCACCUCCACCACCUACUUCAACUGCCGCUAAGCCGCCAACUGCCGCUCCUGCUCCUGUGCCAGAUUUACUUGAUCUUAUGGGUCUUGACGGUGGUGAUGAUAAUGCUAUUGUCUCGGUAGAUCAUCCUGCAACCGAUGCAGGGCCACCUCUACCCGUGUUAUUACCAGCAGCAAGCGGUCAAGGUCUCGAAAUUAGUGCACAGCUGGUUCGUAGGGACGGUCAGAUAUUCUACAGUUUAAUGUUUGAGAACAACACAAACAUCCCGCUGGAUGGGUUUAUGAUCCAAUUCAACAAAAAUACAUUUGGUCUUGCUGCUGGUGGACCACUUCAGGUCCCACAAAUUCAACCGGGAACAUCGUCACGAACGCUUCUUCCUAUGGUUCUGUUCCAGAAUGUAGCUCCAGGUCCACCUAACUCACUUUUGCAGGUUGCGGUGAAGAAUAAUCAGCAGCCUGUUUGGUACUUUAAUGAUAGAUUAUCGUUACUCGUUUUGUUCACCGAGGAUGGAAGAAUGGAACGUUCUACUUUCCUUGAGACAUGGAAGUCAUUACCGGAUUCAAACGAGGUGUCAAAGGAUAUCGCAGGUAUCGUGAUAAACAACGUGGAUGCGACUAUAGAACAGCUGGCUUCUUCCAACAUGUUCUUUAUCGCCAAACGUAAGAACGGGAAUCAAGAGGUUCUAUAUCUGUCAGCCAAAAUCCCAAAAGGAACCCCAUUCUUGAUUGAACUUACAGCGGUCAUUGGUGUUCCGGGCAUCAAGUGUGCUAUCAAAUCUCCGAGCCCCGAUAUGGCUCCGUUGUUCUUUGAAGCACUUGAGAGUCUCCUCCGGGCGUGAUUCGUUCGUAUGUUGUGGUUCUCUCGGCUAUCGUUCUCAUUGGAGUUGAUUAAGUUUGACUCGAUUAGGCUCGAAUAAUUUGGUAUAAGUUUGACUUGUUUUAUGGUGAUUAUGAUUUGAUUUUUUUUCGACAAUAGUUUUCUUUUUCUUUGCAGUGUUGUUCUCGUUAAGAUAUUGAAAUCGCAAGUAUCAUCCAGUUUUGGGCAAAGUGUGAAAAUAUUAUUAUAGAAACAAUUCAAUGUAUGUUGACACUCGGCCGUUAUGGAUAUAUUGUUUUUAUUUAUAUU
Helianthus annuus (common sunflower) is the source of this 3129-nucleotide messenger RNA. Its product is annotated as beta-adaptin-like protein B. Gene Ontology annotation, cellular component: membrane coat; clathrin adaptor complex. The coding region runs from base 155 to 2842 and encodes 895 amino acids. Gene Ontology annotation, biological process: intracellular protein transport; vesicle-mediated transport. The record is from RefSeq and is a predicted model, not a curated record. NCBI's taxonomy places the organism in Eukaryota, Viridiplantae, Streptophyta, Magnoliopsida, Asterales, Asteraceae. The transcript is spliced from 15 exons. Gene Ontology annotation, molecular function: clathrin binding.